CCUUUGAACUGCGCAUCUCUGCUCGUGAUUGAGAAAACCUACACCAUCCUAGCGUAGGAGUCGGAGAGAGGGGCUCCAUGAUAAAUGCUGUGAGGUUCGGAGGCUAGAGGCAGUGUAGCAGAGGUCUCGGAGCCGAAAUGAGGACGCUGGCUUUUAUGUUAUGGGUGGCGCUUGCUUUUGCAGCGUCCAUCGCUUUACCUGUUAAAGACACAGAAUUAGCUGAUGUAUCCCGUGAAAAACGAUCACCUACCGGAUGGCACUCGGAGCCUGAGGGCGUCUGGGAGAAGAAACUAGUGUGGAAGGAAGAUUGGAAACAGGUCUGGAAAACUGAAAAGAAACUCGUCUGGAAAACUGAGUGGAAGAAAGAGAAAGUACCCGCCUGGAAAACUGAACAAGUCCAACAGUGGAAGGAAGAGCAAGUCCCCGCGUGGAAAGUUGUGCAGAAACCAAUCUGGAAGGAAGUUCAAGUGCCCAUUUGGAAGGAAGUGCAAGUUCCCGACUGGAAGAAAGUCUGGAAACCAGUAUGGAAGGAAGUCCAGGUUCCUGUGACGAAAGCUGUUCAAGUUCCCGAGUGGAAACAAAACUUCGUUCCCGAAUGGGUCAAGGAAGGCGUACCUGGGGAAAAAUAUUUAGGUAAGGACGACCACGGUUGGGAAUAUACCAGUCACGAUUUAUGGAGGAAGAAACUCAUAUGGAAACCAGUGUGGAAGAAGGUGUGGAAAACCGUGCACAAACAAGAGUGGGUCACCGAAAAGAAAUUGGAAUGGAAAGAAGAAUGGAAACAAAUCUGGAGAACGGAGAAGAAACAGGCUUGGGUAACAGAAAAGAAACAGGAAUGGGUUGAAGAAAAGGUUCAAGUUUGGAAGACCAUCAAGAAGGAAGUCUGGGUGCCUGUACAGAAGAAAAUCUGGGUGGAAAAGUCCAAGGAGGUUCAAGUACCAGUCUGGAAAACAAUUGAGGUGCCCGCUUGGAAAAAGGUAUGGAAACCAGUAUGGCAAAAAGUGUGGGUUCCCGUACAUCACGAUCAUCACGAACACCACGGAUGGGACUAAAAUUAGGUAGGAACCAAGCAGUUCUGUACAUAUAGAGUUAUGCCAAACAUAGUCAUUUGUUAACUAAUUGUUACCAUUACCAAGGUUUUGUUUAAAUUGUAUAGUUUUCAAUGCCCAAUGCCACCGGUAUUUUUUUGUAUGCUAAAAACUCUAGUAAGGUGGUUGCACACAUUGUUGCAGCGUAACGACUAUUAUACACCGAUACUAAACAAUAUUAUUACAGGUUUUCGUAUACAUAUUAAACACGGUUGUAAAGCUUGCAGUUACGUGUGUAUCCACCUUUAGCGUACGCAAAGGUGAAUGGAUUUGUUCCUGACUUCGAAACAUUUUCGCUCUAAGUUUACGCGACUAAGGUUUGUGGUCAUACAUUCUAACGUAUGAAGUAAUAGCGUUAUCCAUCUCCCUAUUGUUAUACUUGUAAUAGCGAAUUUUAUUGCGAAUGCGAUGUAUUUAGCUUUGCGUGCGCCUAGAGAUUUGAUAACCAAAGUAAUAUAUUUCUGAAUUCGAUACAAUAGCUAAUGAUUGUAAUUUUUUUGGAUAUUCGGCAUUGAGUCGAUCCGUUUAUUUAAGGAUUUACGUAACACGUUUUAAGCUGUAUAUAUGUUUUAGUCACUAAUAGAAGAUUCUACCGCCACUAUUCAAUUUACGUGCAUGUAAAUUUGAUCGUGGCAUCCCUAUCAUGUAAAUCAAUUAACAUUUUUUUUAUGGAGGCUAAAUUAAUAUCUGCUAAUUCUGAUAAAAAAAUUCUGUAUUAUAUCAAUGCCUUACAUGACUAUAGACGAAUGGUCAUUAUAUUUUUGUUUUUUGCAUGUCCAUAUUUUGUAUUUAAUACUUAAUAUUGGAGAUACCACCUAAAUGUUUCGUCAUUUUACGUUUGUCAAAUUUUAUCUUUUGUCAAAGAUUUUUAUUUUUUAUCAUAUUGAUAAUUUUACCAAAAAAUGUACGUAUCUUUCUAUAAUAUCUUAUUUGUCGACAUUGUCGUGCUGUUAAGUACAAUUAGUAACAAAACGUACUCUUUGAGAUUUUAAAAUAUAAUAUAUGAAGUUUAAAUA
Zerene cesonia (dogface butterfly) is the source of this 2104-nucleotide messenger RNA. Its product is annotated as golgin subfamily A member 6-like protein 6. The transcript has 2 exons. The record is from RefSeq and is a predicted model, not a curated record. Bases 138 to 1052 code for a protein of 304 amino acids. NCBI's taxonomy places the organism in Eukaryota, Metazoa, Arthropoda, Insecta, Lepidoptera, Pieridae.